Messenger RNA from Paramacrobiotus metropolitanus, 2970 nucleotides. RefSeq names its product nostrin-like. NCBI's taxonomy places the organism in Eukaryota, Metazoa, Tardigrada, Eutardigrada, Parachela, Macrobiotidae. Gene Ontology annotation, molecular function: protein binding. Gene Ontology annotation, cellular component: plasma membrane; cytoplasm. Bases 691 to 2472 code for a protein of 593 amino acids. The transcript has 11 exons. The record is from RefSeq and is a predicted model, not a curated record.
GCGAGAGAGACGUACAGUACAGCGGUACAAGCAUCGAGCGGUACAAACGGAAAGUGAGCACGUUUGGUCUGUGUGUGUAACAAUUGCUCCUCGAACAAAUGCAUUUUAGCAUUGGCUGUCGCCUCUACGGUAUCCUGGUUUGAACCCCAAUGGUAUUGGAGCAAAUGUUAUUAAACUGCUGAAUGCAUAUUUCCCGCAGACGCAGCAGCUUUGGUUUAAAUGGUUGUUGGUACGCAGUACUUUCAAGAGCACAAGAGCAGAGGCCUGUUUAUUGAAGCGUCUCAGGUUUCUCGCUGAUUCACGGGGCCCAUAGGUUGGAUAAUUUUUGUGCCAUUGAGACUUUUUGACAGUUUCUGCCCGCGGGGCACAUCUGCGGAUUAUCGCGGUCGUCCAAAACUGUCAUUGUGCCGUGUGUUGUAUAGUACGGUACAGCACCGUACUUCAAUUAUGUAUUUUUGGAGGACGAGGACGAUGCAGCAGCGUAUUAGAUCGUGAUCAGUAGCAGUGCUGAGCUCGUACGCGACGCACCAUUUGUUUCCUAUCCUCACCUGCAGCCUAUAAAGGGAAUUGUGUUGGGUCAUUUGAUCAUGCUAUCAGUCCCUCUUUAGUCCGAGAUUGUCCUGUCAUUCGGCUGUUGUGCGCUAACCAUAAGUUGUUUGUGGUUUGUCUUGUGCUGUACGGCCUGUCGACAUGUCUCAAGGAGGCACACUGCGACGCUCCAAAUCCAAGUCGGGACUCAGUCUUCGAUUGAGUUUCAGCCGGGGACAUAAGAGUCCCGUUCCUGGCGAAACCAAGGACGAUUCGGGCACCAAUGGCUUUCAGGAAUUGCGCAAGUACAUUAAGCAGAGCGCGGAAUUCGCCAAAGAAUUAACAUCCAUUCUGCAGGAAAGGUCAGAAUUGGAGACGACCUAUGCAAAAGGUCUGUCCAAGAUAUCCGCACGUCUCGCCAAAGCCUCCAAGGAUGCUGUGGGUACCCUGGCCAAUGCUUGGAUUGGUAUCGCAACGGAGAUGGAACAAGAGGCUGAAUUGCACCGGUAUGUUGCGGACUUCAUGCAGCAAGAAGUUGCUCAACCACUUCGAACGCUGAACGAAACACACACUAAAUCACGCAAACAGAUUGAAGCACAGGUGGAGCGGGCUGAUAAAGCGCUAAAAGAACGCCGUGCCGAUGAGUUCAAGGUUAAGCGCGAUAGUCACACAUUGUCCAAGGAACUCGAGAAACUGCAGGAACAAAUCUACGCUGUCAAACUGGGCAAAGUGAAGUCGUCCAGUGAAAAAGAAGUCGGCAAACUGCAGGCCAAACGGCACAAGUUGGCGGACAGUGUCCGGCUGGAGGAGAAAGAAUAUCACGAUGCGGCUGUUCGCGCCGAGCGGGCUCGACAAGACUGGGACAGUGUCAUGUUUAAAUCGGCUAACCAUCUGCAGAAUGUGGAGGAAGAGCGCCGGAAAUUCCUUCAGGAGACCGGUGUCAAAUACGUCAACGUCAUGUCCUCGAUGGCCCCGAAAUACGUACAGAUCUGCGAUAAGAUGCGGGAUAAUAUGAAUCGAGUGGAUCUCAACUUGGAUAUCCAGAGUAUUAUAUCGGAACGGGGCACUUCUCCCAAUAUCCAGGAGCAGAUUUUAUGCGACUUUUAUGCUGAGGAUAUGGUGAAUUUGAUGAAUAAGGAUAGGCGCUUGGAAUUUCUUCACAGAUAUGCUGCCAUCUUUACGGAAGAUAUUCAGAAGGAACUGAAAAGCCGUGAAGUUACGGAGAAAGUGCGUAAUGCAUGGUUUGUCCUAGGAAUGGGUCAUUUAGCUCAAGUGUACCGUGAUACACCAAACUUUGCCACAGAAGAGGGCCAAAUGGAAGUGGGAGAAAAGCUGCAGCACUCCGACACAAUGCUCCGCUUCCUGCAAGCCUGUCUGCAUAAAGUGCACGCAACAAUGGCUGAUGUGGACGGCCUGGAGAAACCGCGCCAUCCACUACAGCGUUUCAUGGAACGCGAUCGCUCAAAAGGUCUCAACGUGACCAUUCUCCGUAUUCCCGAGUGGGUAGCACGCGAUCUGAAACCCGACCAAAACGGCGACAUCCAGAACACCGCCGCACCCGGCAGUCCCAUCAAUCAGGCGCUACAGGAGCGCGGAUCACGUGCCAGUUCCGCGGGAUCGGGACACGGCUCGGUGGGACGGAAGGAAGGCUUCCGGCAGAGUGUUAUGGUGCAGAGCCACAUCUAUCCACAGAGUCCGACACACCAGAGCUUCGAUCAGGUGGAUCACGGCUCGGGGAUGCCGGAGGCACCGCCCAGCUAUUCAGAGGCCUGUAAAGGGCGCUGUCGGGCACUGUAUGACUAUCAGGCGAGGAUGCCGGACGAACUGACGUUAAAAGUUGGCGAUAUCAUCUUGAUCCAUGCCAAACAGUCUGAUGGAUGGUGGCGUGGCGAGCUGCGUGGCAAAAUGGGCGCCUUCCCUGCGUGCUAUGUGGAGGAAGUAUGAUAGAUAAUCUCAGACACAUUGUGAUGGGCGGAUCCAUGUAUAGCGCAAAGAGAUUGCUGGGAUCGCGAAUGAUCUGGUGACUGGCAGUUGGAAAGACCGGAGAGUUCUCUUUGUGGAGUGAUUGACAGAGGUUCCGUAUUGAGAGAUCGUCGGCUUCCGUUCGGCUUCGGAUAUACAUUUCACAUUCUCCCGAGUUUGCCCCUUUGGACUUCCCUUUCCCUUCAUACCCGGUUGAUUCCGGUUUCACAGUUCUGUGGUUUUAUGUACAAAAUACAAAUGCUUUUCGAUUGGUGUGAAGUUUUUACCGGUAUCUGGUCCCGGCGAACACGAGUUUACUUUUAGCAGUGGGUUUUGUACGUUAUUAAUUUGCGGUUGGCGGGCCGUCGCAACGAGAGUUGACAAUUAUUUUAUGGUUAUGGGUGAAUGGUUGACGUUAUAAAGACCUAUUUGGUUUUUAGAAAUGGUUCCGGAAAAAAAGUGAUUAAAAAUUGUUUUCUA